AUGUCGUACAGACCCUCUUCUCAAUCCUUUUCCAAGGUGAGAUCAUCCCCUUGGAGAUACCCCCGUAAUGGUGGUGGAGGCUACCAAGGUGUGCGUCUUGAAAAGAAUAUCACUCGUCCACUUUCCAGAGCCACUGAAAAUGUUCAUGUGAAUGGCAGCACUGAACGUGUGAUCAACAACAAGUCAGUUGGUGUACGUGGCUUGUAUGGAUACGCGCCUCUGUUCCCACGGUUUCCUAGACCAAAAAGAAGCGUCUUAUUCCCUUCAAGCUGGGGUGCUAACUCUGUCUCCUUACAUGGGGUUGGAAGCCGUCUUCCUAUGAUCCUGUCAAGACUGUUUUCCACUAAACAGAUACGUACCAAGACAUCAAACUUCCAUAAACGAUUUUUCUCCGCUGAGGCCCGUAAACAAAGACAACAACGUCGUCGGUUCAUCCGUUGGUGGACCGUGACCUCCUUGACGGUUGUGCUUGGUGGUGUUGCAGCCAAGAUGAGAUAUGAACGUCAUGACAUGGGUCCAACCAACGAGUAUGCCAUUAAACCGCUGUCAUGGCCACUCUAUGCAUACUCAACACUCCCUCUUAAAGCGAUUUCUCGUCUUUGGGGUCAAGUCAAUUCCAUUGACCUCCCUGUAUGGCUUCGUAGUCCUUCAUAUCGUCUUUAUUCGGCGAUCUUUGGGGUUAAUUUGGAUGAAAUGAAUGAACCAGACCUUACCACGUAUUCAAAUUUGUCAGAAUUUUUCUAUCGUGAAUUGAAACCUGGUGUAAGACCUAUGGCUGAUUCUGAUUUAGUUUCUCCAGCAGAUGGGAAGGUCCUUGGAUUUGGUGCCAUUGAAAACCGUGAGAUUGAACAAGUUAAAGGUAUGACAUAUUCGAUCGAUGCCUUGUUGGGGGUUCUGCAACCAGAUAGACUCGCUGCACCAAGUCAUCAAAUCGCUGAUUUUGAUCAUCAACUGAAUGAUCUGAUCGAUGAAGAAUUUGCCAAAUCUCAUGGAAUUGAUGUUUCUCAUCAAGAUAAUACUCAACAUUUACAAUAUAAAGACCAUGGGGAUGGUACUGCUCGUGGACUGAAAUCAUCUGUAGCUCAAGAGCUUUCUGUGGCUCAAGAAUUGGCUGGUGGAGAUCAAUUACCAACUUCUUCCAAACAACUCUUCUUUGCUGUUAUUUACUUGGCCCCUGGUGAUUACCAUCGUUACCAUUCUCCUACCAAUUGGGUGACCACUUUGAGACGUCAUUUCAUUGGUGAACUUUUCUCAGUGGCUCCAUAUUUCCAGAAAACUCUUCAAGGACUCUUUGUUUUAAAUGAAAGAGUGGCUCUUUUAGGAUAUUGGAAGUAUGGAUUUUUCUCAAUGAUUCCAGUUGGUGCCACCAAUGUUGGAAGUAUCAUUGUAAACUUUGAUAAGAAUCUUAAAACCAAUGAAAGAUAUGAACAUGAAGUAUAUCUGAAGAGCAGUGUCGAAGAAGAUAAUAAUAAUAGUAGUAAUGAUUUGAGUUCUACUGCUACAGAGUCUACACCAUUGAUGUCUUCUACUAAUACUUCCUCUUCAAGCUUGUCAACUGGCGAUUCGUCCGCUUCUUCUGUGUAUAAAAGAUUGAAGAAAAACACAGUCUAUGAAGCUACAUACACCAAGGCCAGUAGAUUACUUGGAGGAUAUCCAUUGACCAAGGGACAAGAGGUUGGAGGAUUUAAACUUGGUCUGACAGUUGUGCUUGUUUUCGAAGCUCCAGAAGAAUUCAAGUUUGAUUUAGAAGUUGGUCAAAAGCUUAAAGUUGGUCAAAGUAUGGGACACAUUGAGGAAUAG
This is a messenger RNA of [Candida] anglica, 1800 nucleotides long. The record is from the annotation of a GenBank genome assembly. Lineage: Eukaryota; Fungi; Ascomycota; Pichiomycetes; Serinales; Debaryomycetaceae.